Molecule: messenger RNA, 648 nt
Organism: Diaporthe citri
Lineage: Eukaryota; Fungi; Ascomycota; Sordariomycetes; Diaporthales; Diaporthaceae
Exons: 1
Coding region: 1-648 (215 amino acids)
Cellular component (GO): cytosol
Molecular function (GO): FMN binding; oxidoreductase activity
Source: RefSeq, a predicted model, not a curated record
AUGUCUGUCGCAGCAAAAAAUGUGGCCCUCGUCAUCACCUCGACCCGCGGAGUUCGCGUAGGACCCAGCGUCGCGUCUCUUGUCUCGACAGUACUCCAGCCAUCGGCAAAGGCGGCAAACAUCAACCUCAAGACCGUCGACCUCAAGUCCUUCAACCUCCCCAUUUACAGCGAGUGGAUGCCUCCGAAGAUGGUCAGCCCCGGGGGCCCACAGUUCGAGCAGGAGACCUCCAAGGCCUGGGCCGACGAGAUGUCCUCCCACGACGGCUACAUCUUCAUCCUGAACGAGUACAACUACAGCAUGUCAGGCGCCGCCAAGAACGCCAUCGACUACCUUAUGAACGGCUUCACUGGCAAGCCUGUCGCGAUCAUUAGCUACGGCAUUCAGGGCGGGAACCUGGCCAACGACCACGCUCAGGGUGUCCUGUCCAAGAUGGGCCUGACGGUGAUCGAGCCGCGGCCGACGCUUGGCUUCUUCGGGGGCCGGGGCCCGGAGGGGAUCCUCGCCGUCACGGAGGGCAAGCUCGGGGAUGAGACGCGGAAGGACUGGAGCGAGGGCCACCGGGCCGAGAUCCUGGAGGCGUUCGAGAAGCUGGGCGAGCAGCUGCGUGUGCCUCACCCGGAGGGGGAGCAGCUCCCUCCCAACUAG